UGCAUACAACUUUUCUUCUCCUUUAGCUAUUUCCUUCAUACUACACCUUUCAAAAAAGUUGGUUCUUGAAAAAAAAAAAAAUGAUGGCAAGGGCAGUAAUAACUGGCUUCCUUGUGUUAAUCUACUGCAUCAAUAUUUCUGCUACAGAAAGGAACAUAUCAACUGACAAAUCAGCUCUGUUAGCCUUCAAAGCACAAAUAACCAACGAUCCUAAUGAAAUUCUGUCCAAAAACUGGACACAAGGCACUACAGUUUGCAGUUGGAUUGGUGUUUCUUGUAGCACAAGGCAUCAAAGAGUUGUUGCACUAAACCUCAAGAGCCUAAGACUAGGAGGGUCUAUUCCUAAAGAAAUAGGAAAUCUCUCCUUCCUUAGUUUCUUAGAAAUUGGCAACAACACUUUUAUUGAUGAAAUCCCCAAUGAAGUUGGGUUUCUAAAGAAGCUCAAGUACUUGUCUUUGCAAAUGAAUAAUCUCACUGGUCAAAUCCCACAAAGCCUUGGAUUUCUCUCAAGGCUUGAACUGCUUGAUCUUUCUGAAAAUGAUCUAUUUGGAAAUGUUCCACUCUCCAUCUUCAAUGUCUCUUCUUUAAAGAUCAUUGAUUUGGGUUUCAAUGAUCUAACUGGGACUUUGCCAAAUGACAUAUGCAGUAAUCUCCCACUGUUGCAAAGUUUAUUUAUGACACAUAAUCACUUAGUGGGUGAACUUCCAAGUGGUUUGGAUAAAUGCACUCAACUAACAUAUCUGUCUUUGUCUUAUAACAGACUCACAGGAAAUUUACCAAGAGACAUGUGGAACAUGUCAAAGCUUGAAGAUAUGUUUCUUGGAUGGAAUAACUUGUCAGGAAUCAUACCAAGCGAAAUUCAGUAUCUUCCAACGAUUCAAAGACUAAGUCUUCGACGGAACAGUUUGGUGGGAACUCUUCCACCUUCUAUGGGGAAUUUAUCGACUGUGGCAGUAAUAGAUAUUGGUGAAAAUAGUCUUCAUGGAAAUAUUCCUACACAACUUGGAAAUCUUGGUAAUCUGAAAGAAAUAUAUCUAGGCUCAAACAAGAUAUCAGGUCAAAUUCCUAGCUCUUUCUACAACAUUUCUGGUUUAGAAAUAAUUGCACUUGCAGCUAAUCAAUUGUCUGGAACUCUACCUCCUAAUAUUGGCCAUUGCUUUCCAAAUCUUAAUGGACUUUUUCUUGGGGUGAACCAGUUUAGUGGGAGAAUUCCUGCCUCUAUUUCCAAUGUCUCGAAGCUCAUUUACCUUGAUCUUGGACGCAAUUUGCUUACUGGGGAUGUACCGAUGAAUCUUGGAAACUUACAGCAGCUUAAAGUGAUUAACUUGCAAUUGAAUCAAUUGACAAAUGAUCCCUCUACGGGGGAAUUAAGUUUCCUUACUCCUCUCUCAAAUUGCAAGAACUUGGAGGGAAUACAAAUAGGAAUUAAUGCAUUUAGUGGAAAAUUUCCAAAGUCCUUAGCCUUUGGUAAUUGGUCUGAUUCUCUUGAAAGGUUCAAUGCUUUUCGAUGUGGCAUCACUGGUGAAAUCCCUCUUGAAAUCAGUAAGUUGAGUAAGUUGACGUGGUUAAGCAUUGGAAAGAAUGAAUUGAUAGGUUCAAUUCCUCAGGAAUUUGGGAACAUGAGGAAAUUGCAGAAGCUGGUAUUUUCGGAAAACAAAAUAAACGGUACCAUACCAGAAAGCUUAUGCAAUAUGGAGGUCUUAUUUCUACUUGACUUGAGUGAAAAUCACCUUUCUGGGGAAAUACCAAUUUGUUUGGGGAAUCUUUCUUCUUUAAGAGAAGUUUAUUUACAUUCAAAUGCAUUGAGUUCCAAUAUUCCACCAACUUUUUGGAGUACUAACAGGGCAAUAUCAGUUCUGAGUUUGUCCUCCAAUUUUCUCAAUGGUUCUUUGCCAUUCGAAAUAGGAAGUUUGAGGAGUCUUAGUGAUUUAGAUUUAUCAAGAAAUCAAUUCAUAGGACAAAUUCCAAGCACAAUUGGACAGCUACAAAAUUUGGUGAAUCUUUCACUGUCAAUGAAUAAUUUUGAAGGUCACAUACCUGAAUCAUUCGGAGACUUGGUUUCUCUUGCAUACUUGGAUCUAUCCGGAAAUAACCUUUCUGGCAUGAUCCCUGAAUCUUUGGUGAAUCUUCAACGGCUCAGCUAUCUUAAUGUGUCUUUCAAUAUACUCACUGGUGAGAUUCCAAAUGUAGGACCUUUUAAAAGCUUGACAGCUGAAUCUUUCAUGGGUAACGCCGCAUUGUGUGGACCAUCUCAAUUCAAUGUGGUGAAAUGCAGAAUCAAUAGCCCGAAAAGUAGAAAGAAGAGAAGGGCUUUAACUUUUGUUCUUGCAUCAAUUGCAGUAGCAUUAGUAGUCGCAACCAUUUUCAUGGUUUGGUUUCUGAAAUAUCGAAAAAGAAAUAGACAACUUGCUAUACCAGAUUUGAUUGGUCAAUCCCAUAAGAGGAUCUCUUACUAUGAAGUUGUUCGAGGGACAAACAACUUUGAUGAAGCCAACUUGAUUGGCAGGGGAGGCCUUGGUUUAGUAUACAGAGGAACACUCCUAGAUGGAAAUAUGGUCGCUGUAAAGGUUUUCAAUACAGAAGUAGAAGAUGCAUUCAAAAGGUUUGAUUUGGAGUGUGAGGUUUUGCGUAACAUUCGCCAUAGAAAUCUUGUUAAGGUGAUAAGUAGUUGUGCUAACCUUGAUUUUAAAGCGUUGGUGCUUGAGUACAUGCCAAAUGGAAACCUCGAUACAUGGCUUUACUCUCACAACAAUUUUUUGGAUUUGAUCCAAAGAUUGAAGAUCAUGAUUGAUGUGGCUUUUGCAAUGGAAUAUUUGCAUGAAGGUCAUUCUUUUGUUGUCGUCCAUUGUGAUCUAAAACCAAGUAACAUACUUUUGGACGGAGACAUGGUUGCAAGAGUCAGUGACUUUGGUAUAUCCAAACUUAUGACACCAGAUAAAAUGAUAGCACAAACCAAGACGUUAGGCACUAUUGGCUACAUGGCACCAGAAUAUGGAUCGAAAGGCUUAGUGUCAACUAUGGGAGAUGUUUACAGCUAUGGUAUCUUGUUAAUGGAGACCUUUACAAGAAAGAAGCCCACGGACGAUCUCUUCGUUGAAGAACUCAGCUUGAAGAGAUGGGUGUUUGAAGCAUUCCCUGAUAGAGUGGUAGAUGUUGUGGAUGCUAAUCUAUUUUCAAGAGAAGAUGAGCAGUUUUCUUCCAAAGAGACUUGCUUUAAGUUGCUAAUGGAAUUAGCCUUACAUUGCACAGCUGAAUUGCCUCAAGAUCGAAUCAGCAUGAAACAUGUCCUUGUAAGACUCAACAAGAUACUAACUCAGUUUUUGCAAAGUGCAACAGCAACCCAAAAUGGAAAUUAGUACAGUCAAACCUCUUUGUAACAGCCUCAUUUGUUUCGAAUUUUUUUUGCUGUUAUAUAGAACAUAUAUUCUAACGUAGCAUGGAAAUUGGUUCCAUAAAAAGCUUGGCUUUUAUAGUGAAUGACUGUUAUAUAACGAUGUUGUUAUAGAGAGGUCUGACUGUAUAAUUAUAUAUAAUACGUAUCUCGA
Nicotiana tabacum (common tobacco) is the source of this 3545-nucleotide messenger RNA. RefSeq lists its product as uncharacterized. Gene Ontology annotation, biological process: protein phosphorylation. The record is from RefSeq and is a predicted model, not a curated record. Gene Ontology annotation, molecular function: protein binding; protein kinase activity; ATP binding. Lineage: Eukaryota; Viridiplantae; Streptophyta; Magnoliopsida; Solanales; Solanaceae.